AUGUUCAGACAACUCGUUCGCCCCAUGGCCCGCAUUUCACAUGCCAGAACCUUGGCUACUGCCUCGGCUCCAAGAAUUAAGACCUUCCAGAUUUAUAGAUGGAACCCCGACACUCCAGAGGUUGAACCAAAGUUGCAGAAGUACGAAAUCGACUUGAACGCAUGUGGACCUAUGGUGUUGGAUGCCAUCUUGAAGAUUAAGAACGAACAGGACGCUUCGUUAACCUUCAGAAGAUCAUGCAGAGAAGGUAUUUGUGGCUCUUGUGCCAUGAACAUUGGCGGUAAGAACACAUUGGCAUGCUUGUGCAGAAUAGACACGGAUACCAGCAAGGAGACCAAGAUCUACCCAUUGCCCCACAUGUACAUUGUGAGAGACUUGGUUCCAGACUUGACUCACUUCUACAAGCAAUACAAGUCCAUCCAGCCAUACUUGCAAAGAGACACUCCUCCAGCAGAUGGUAGAGAGAACUUGCAGAGCAUGGAGGACAGAGCCAAGUUGGACGGUUUGUACGAGUGUAUUUUGUGUGCUUGUUGCUCCACGUCCUGUCCUUCUUACUGGUGGAACCAGCAGGAAUACUUGGGACCAGCAGUGUUGAUGCAGGCAUACAGAUGGUUGAUUGACUCGAGAGAUGAGGCUACCAAGCUCAGAAAAGAGAUGUUGCAGAACUCCAUGUCGUUGUACAGAUGCCACACUAUCAUGAACUGUUCGAGAACGUGUCCUAAGGGGUUGAACCCCGGCCGUGCUAUUGCCGAGAUCAAGAAGUCUUUGGCCUUCGAUUAG
This is a messenger RNA of Sungouiella intermedia, 780 nucleotides long. Lineage: Eukaryota; Fungi; Ascomycota; Pichiomycetes; Serinales; Metschnikowiaceae. The record is from the annotation of a GenBank genome assembly.